Drosophila obscura is the source of this 1032-nucleotide messenger RNA. Its product is annotated as serine, glycine and glutamine-rich protein. The record is from RefSeq and is a predicted model, not a curated record. Bases 1 to 1017 code for a protein of 338 amino acids. The transcript has 2 exons. NCBI's taxonomy places the organism in Eukaryota, Metazoa, Arthropoda, Insecta, Diptera, Drosophilidae.
AUGAAGAUCUUUCCGGUUCUGGCAGUUUUCGUGCUCUGCCUCGCGGCAGCACAUGCUGGCACGAGUCGUCCCCAUGUGGUGCGCCUCCAUCAGGUGACACGCUCCGAGUACAACGAGCUCCUGCGCCUCACCCAGGGCAAGGAGAUGGUCUCCGAGGCUCGGCUGCUCAGCAGCUCGUUUGCUGGCAUCAAGGGUCUGGCUGCUGGAGUUACGGGUGGCCUUGCCGCUGGCAAUUUCCUUCCGGCGCUCUUCAGCUCCAGCCCCAGGGAGGUGAUCACCAAGAAAGGCCAGCCCCUGUGCGUGAUCUCCAACAAAAACGUGGACGAGGACGAUGAGGAAAGCAAACGGUCGAUUAGCGUGGCAUACGAGUCGAACAGUGCUUCUAGCUCCUCUUCGGGCGGCUCCAGCGGCAGUGGAGGCAGCAGUGGACACGGAAGCGGCCACGGAAGUGGAAGCAGCAGUGGACAUGGUAGUGGACAUGGUAGUGGACACGGAAGUGGACACGGAAGCGGCAGUGGUAGUGACAACGAUGACGAGGGUACACCCACUGUCAAUUGCAUACUGAUCAUCAACGGCACCGACACCACUUCGAAGCCAAGCUCUGGCGGUUCUGGAAAGCCACCCGGACACACUCCACCGCCGAAAUAUGGGGGAUACCCGCCCUAUCCCCCACCUUUCGGAUACCCCUACCCCGGAUAUUAUCCCCCUUACCCCUUCCCACCACCACCGCCACCACCAAAACACAAGACUCGAUCGUUCGAUCGCUCGAUCGAAGCACCCGUGGACGUGAGUCGCCUGAUCGAUGCCUACAACGGCUACUAUUAUCAGCCGAGGGAGUUCACGCCCAGAUAUCGCAAGGGAUCUCGGGCCAGCCAAGAGAGUUCCUCUGCGUACCAGCCAGCCAGCUACCCCCAGCAGGAGUACGCCUCCAACUACCCAAAGGUUGUGCGUAACUACGGCCUGACCCAUCCGGCUCCCGUUUACGUGCGGACGCCACAGUUUGACCAGGAACAGUAGCGACACUACACCAUA